CCCACGUUUGUUACCCUGUGCGGCUGCUAUCGUGGACCAGCGGCCUCCGCUUCCAUUAUUGGGGGAUCGACCCGACCGCCAGCUCUAACCACCUCCAUCCAAGCCCGAGACGAAAAGAGAGGGGAAGAGGAGAGGUGAGAGAUCGCCGUCUCCCUCUUCUCUCAUUUGGAGCUCUCGAGAAACCCUCCCCUACCUUGUCUGGGAUCUCUGGGGUUUCCUCCCCAGAUCCAUUCCCAUUCCCAUUCCAUGGGUACCGCCUUCUGUUCGGCGGGUUCGCCGUCCAAUGGCGAGGGCGUCACCCUAACUCCCGUGGUAUUGAACGUCUACGAUCUCACCCCCUUGAACAACUACGUGCAGUGGCUCGGCAUCGGCAUCUUCCACUCCGGCAUCGAAGUCCAUGGUUUGGAGUAUGGAUUUGGAGCCCAUGAUUUCCCUACAAGUGGAGUAUUUGAAGUGGAACCAAAGACCUGUCCAGGGUUUCUCUAUAGAUGUUCCAUUUUGUUGGGUCAGACAACUAUGCCACCGGCUGAAUUUCGCACAUUCAUCGAAAGCAUUGCCACAGAGUACCAUGGAGACACCUAUCACCUGAUUUCAAAAAAUUGCAACCACUUCACAGAUGAUGUCAGUAAGAGACUGACAGGAAAACCGAUCCCACAGUGGGUUAACAGGCUCGCUGGACUAGGUGCCGUUUGUAAUUGUCUUUUACCAGAAAGUCUCCGGUUGCCAGCUGUCAAGCAGAUAACUGAGUACCAGGGUUUAUCAGAGGAUGGGUCGGAGUCCUUUUCAGUUGUCACCACAGCCACACACGAUCCUCUAGAGAGUGAUGAUGCAGAUCAAGACAGACAUCUUUUGUCUGGUGGGGAGCUAAGCAUUGUGAAAGAGCCUUCCAGGUGAAACUUUGUUAGCUAUACUAAAUCACUAGACGGUGCAGUAUCCCUUGAUUGUGGCCCCGUGGCACCUUAAUAUGUUUCUGUAAUCUUGCAGCAACAUGAUUCUUUCUUACCCUGUUUGUAUAUUUGCUUCUAUGGGGCUCUAGCCUUGUACACCUAGUGAUGUUAUUCUUGAUUUUACUCUGUGAUUUGCUAGUCAUUCUUCGUCA
Molecule: messenger RNA, 1099 nt
Organism: Musa acuminata AAA Group (dessert banana)
Lineage: Eukaryota; Viridiplantae; Streptophyta; Magnoliopsida; Zingiberales; Musaceae
Product: deSI-like protein At4g17486
Exons: 4
Coding region: 247-894 (215 amino acids)
Biological process (GO): protein deubiquitination
Molecular function (GO): deubiquitinase activity
Source: RefSeq, a predicted model, not a curated record